AUGUCUUCGGACUCAUCUUCUCCCCCGGUACUACUCGAGCCUAACGUCGCGGCACUGUACGGUCCCAUCCUUAUCGGGAGCCUUCUCAAUUACCUUCUUCUGGGGACUCUAUUUGUGCAACUGUACAUCUACGUCAAUAGCGGACAGAGACAGAAAGACCCGAUCUGGGCUCGUUCAUUGGUUUCCUGCGUCUUUCUUGUGGAUCUGGCACAAAGCGUCAUUGUGACGCAGCUCACAUGGCAACUCCUCAUACUGAGCUGGGGGAGGACCGAUCUCUUGACUACCAAGAUUCCUUGGAGCGGUGCAGUCGUGACUGGCUUUGACGGACUUCUUGCAUGGAUGAUACAGUCGUUCUACGCAUGGCGCAUCUGGACACUCACUACGACCGGGUGGAUACGCAUACUGCCUGUCCUUAUCGUAGUGUUGUCCAUCGUGCAAUGGGCUGGUUCGUUAGCUGCUACAAUCCUGAUACUCAAGGCCGAUGGGAGUACAGCCUCAUUAACGCAGAUUACGGGUGGUAUCGAUCCAUGGCUUAUAGGAAGCUUUAUAAACGAUAUCAUCAUAGCUGCAUGCAUGAUCACGCUGCUGUACAAAGCCCGUUCUCGUACGGUAUGGGUACAGUCGAAAAGCCUGUAUGACCGGCUCAUAACCAAUACCAUCCAAACCGGCCUCGUCACUGCCCUCGUUGCAGGAGUGGAUCUCUUCCUCUGGAAACAGUACCCCGCGGAGUAUUAUCACAUGACAGCUGCAAUAAUCCUCGGAAAGCUCUACAGUAACGCCUUGUUGUCGACGAUCAAUGGAAGAGUCUUUCGCGACCACGGGAGCGACUCACAACAAUUGGCGUCUACGGGCAUUAACAAUGGUGCUCCUGUAGGAGUGCAGAUACAUAUAGCACAACAACGCGAGAGACGAAUCGACGAGCCGGCGGAGAAUCGUAACUCCAACUUGCGCACCGUUGCGAAGAAGGACCAGCGACUUGUAUCAUGGAAGCCUCGUACAUCGACCGACGAUGAUGCGCACAUCUACGAGUUAUCGACGCUCUCGAAGACUCUCCCAGCGACAAGCUCCAACGACAACGAUGUGGACAUAGUAUGA
Peniophora sp. CBMAI 1063 is the source of this 1095-nucleotide messenger RNA. The record is from the annotation of a GenBank genome assembly. Lineage: Eukaryota; Fungi; Basidiomycota; Agaricomycetes; Russulales; Peniophoraceae.